Molecule: messenger RNA, 2167 nt
Organism: Esox lucius (northern pike)
Lineage: Eukaryota; Metazoa; Chordata; Actinopteri; Esociformes; Esocidae
Gene: arsb
Product: arylsulfatase B
Exons: 8
Coding region: 223-1809 (528 amino acids)
Source: RefSeq, a predicted model, not a curated record
UUCAACUUGGAAACAGAGCGUGCAUUUCCUGACUAAAAUAAUAGGCAUCAUAUUAUCUGUUGAUUUUUCACUUAAAUUUGCAAGCUAGUUCGCUAGAUAAGCAACCUAAACCAUGCUUCAUUCGACUGUCGUGUAGGCGUUGCUGCCACUGCAGAUCUGGAUAUUGCACCACUUCCUUAAUUGUUUACCUUUUUACUUUUAUUUUGGAGUUAACAGCGCACUAUGGCUACAGUAAAAUGGACUUGUAAUAUGAUUGCCACGACAAUCUUUCUAUCAUGUCCCCUGGUUUUAGAGUGUAAAAAGCCACCGCACAUAGUUUUUAUUUUAGCAGACGACUUCGGAUGGAACGAUGUUGGCUACCACGGUUCAGAGAUCAAUACACCAAAUCUGGACAAACUGUCAGCUAAAGGGGUCCGACUGGAGAAUUACUACGUUCAGCCCUUAUGUACACCUUCCAGGAACCAACUUAUGACCGGUAGAUAUCAGAUCCACACAGGCAUGCAGCACCAGAUUAUCUGGCCAUGUCAGCCAUACUGUGUUCCUCUGGAUGAGAAAUUGCUGCCACAGCUGAUGAGAGAGGCAGGCUAUGCCACCCACAUGGUGGGCAAGUGGCACCUGGGCAUGUACCGGAAAGACUGCCUGCCAACACGAAGAGGGUUUGACUCUUAUUUUGGCUAUCUGACAGGCAGUGAGGACUACUACACUCACCAGCGCUGCAGCCACGUCCCUCCCCUGAAUGUGACCCGCUGCGCCCUGGACCUGAGAGACGGGGAGGAGGUUGCUACCGGAUACACAGGCAUCUACUCCACUCAGCUGUUCACUGACAGGGUUACCAGCAUCAUCGCUAAGCACAACCCGGAAAAGCCUCUUUUCCUCUAUGUGGCUCUCCAAGCAGUCCACGAACCUCUCCAGGUUCCAGACCGCUACAUCACCCCGUACAGUUUCAUAAAGGACAAGAGCCGCAGGCUAUACGCUGGCAUGGUGUCAGCUAUGGAUGAGGCGGUGGGAAACAUCUCAUUUGCACUUGAGGAGACGGGACUCUGGGACAACACUGUACUGUUCUUCUCUACAGAUAAUGGAGGUCAGACUCUAGCUGGUGGUUCUAACUGGCCUUUGAGGGGAAGGAAGUGGUCACUUUGGGAAGGUGGGGUUAGGGGUGUUGGCUUCGUGACCAGCCCACUGCUGAAACAGCCUGGGACCGUCAACCGGCAGCUCAUGCACAUCUCUGAUUGGCUGCCAACUCUGAUGGGCUUGGCAGGGGGAUCGACCAAUGGGACGAAGCCGUUGGAUGGGUAUAAUGUAUGGAACUCUAUCAGUAAAGGCUCUGCUUCCCCCCGACUGGAGCUGCUUCACAACAUAGACCCUCUCUACGACGACAUCGCUCCGUGUCCUGGCAUGGGUUCCCAAGGAUCUGUUUCUACUGCUUCAGUGAGUGGUAUAGGCUUCCGCUCCUGGUCUAAUUCGGGCUUCAAUGUGUCCGUCCACGCAGCCAUCCGCAACAUGCAGUGGAAGCUGCUGACAGGCUACCCAGGCUGUGACCGCUGGUUCCCCCAUCCAGGCUUGUUGAAUAGUUCUGGAGCCAGGAGUUUUGAGUCUAGUUCUGAUAACCCUUUAAAGCCUGUGAUGUUGUUUGACGUGGAGGCUGACCCAGAGGAGCGGAACGAGGUGUCUGAUCAGUACCCGGAUGUAGUGGACAACCUCCUCAGAAGGCUGGACAGUUACCUGAAGAAUUCUAAGCCAAUCAUCUUCCCUGAUGAUGACCCCAGGUGUGACCCUGCCACCACUGGAGCAUGGGGGCCCUGGGAAUAGAGAUGAUGAAGAUGAUGAUGAUGAGGACGAAGGAGAUUUUCAGCUUUUGAGGGAGAAAAAAAAUAUUUCUCAGGAGUGUGUGUGUGUGUGUGUGAGUGUGUGUGUGCGUGCUAGUGUGUGUGCGUGUGCGUGCGCGCACGUGUACGUGUGAUUAAGUGUUUGUGUGAUGUGCAGUGCUGAGUUUAAUGUUUUAUAAUGCAGGCAAACCCAUGUCAGAUGAUGAUUUCACUGGAAUAUAACUCUGUCCGUCCAAGUUAAAGCCUCUUGUCUUUGAUCUUUCUAUAUGAUAUUAUUAUUCGCAUUUGAAACAACCUUUUUAGUAUUCCAUUUUGUGCAAUUAAAGAAAGAGACAUUGCUA